This is a messenger RNA of Ilyonectria robusta, 2209 nucleotides long. RefSeq lists its product as uncharacterized. The transcript has 2 exons. NCBI's taxonomy places the organism in Eukaryota, Fungi, Ascomycota, Sordariomycetes, Hypocreales, Nectriaceae. Bases 221 to 1912 code for a protein of 563 amino acids. The record is from RefSeq and is a predicted model, not a curated record. Gene Ontology annotation, molecular function: DNA-binding transcription factor activity, RNA polymerase II-specific; RNA polymerase II cis-regulatory region sequence-specific DNA binding. Gene Ontology annotation, biological process: regulation of transcription by RNA polymerase II.
AGAAAGCCCAACUUGACAAUUGUCACCGAAUUCAUCAACUUCACGAUCUCAACCACAGCCAUCGUACAUCUUUCAGCCUCAUCACCGUCAUCGAGCAACUUGAUUCGAAUCCUUCAUAACCAGCUGCGACUCUCCAUCAACCGACCGUCGUUUCUUGUCUCCUCAUCUCGCUUCCGGCCUUCCGUCGCCGCUUCCAUCAAUCCUCUCCACAUACAUCAACAUGUCGGCUCCGGCCCAGAACGUCGACAUCGACGCCCUACUCGACCUCACCGAGUACGAAGCCGUCUCUAACUACCAGUCGCCUGCCAACUCGGUGUCGCCCUCCGCUACCUCCAAGGCCACUUUCGCCAGCCCCGUACCGGUCGCCAUCAACGCGCCCGCCCUCAGCAACUCCCAGUCCAUGAGCGGUCCUAGCCACAACUAUGACAUGUACCGACAACAGACGGGAUUCGUUCCCGGCGCCAUUGCCAACACCAUGGCCGUGAACCAGACCAACAACACUGGCUACCAGGACUUCGGCAGCCUGGAUUACCUCUCCACCUUCAGCCCGGAGAACGAGGGAUUCGACUUCAACACCUCACCAUCCCAAAACGCCAUGGAGAUGGAUUUCGAGUCUCCCGCCGACUCGCAGCAGUUCUACACUGUCAACCCCAGCAACAUCGAGGAGUCCAGCCUGCCCUCGCCCCCGGUCCUGCCUACGCAGACCAACAACGUUGGCCGUCUUUGGCCUGGUGCCCACUCUCAGGCUGCCCUGGCUAAGGCCCAGGCCCAGCAGCGACAGCAGCAGCAGCUCAUUCAGCAGCAGCAACAGGCUCAGCGCCAGGGCGUUCCGACCAAGGGCCGCGGCAAGGCUCCCCUGCCCGCCGACCCCAUUGUCGAGCAGAAGAUCACUCAGCUCCUGAACUCAAUGCGCGCUAAGCCCUCCAUGCCCGAGUCCGCAGACCAGAGCCCCGUCACCAACCUUCCUCGCUCCAAGAAGGAAGAGGAGGAGAUGGAUGAGGACGAGAGACUCCUUGCCAGUGAGGAGGGCAAGAAGCUUAGCUCCAAAGAGCGUCGCCAGCUCCGAAACAAGGUCUCGGCCCGCGCUUUCCGUUCCCGCAGAAAGGAAUACAUCACUCAGCUCGAGGCUGAGAUUGCCAACAAGGUCAACGAGAACGGUGACCUCCGAACUCAGAACCGCGCCCUCAUGGAUGAGAACAAGCGCCUGUCUGAUCUCACCCGCAUGCUUCUGUCGUCGCCCUCUUUCUCCAACUUCCUCGACCACCUCAGCAGCAACCCUGCCACCAUGAACCAGACUCCUCAGCUGAAGGCCGAGGCCCAACAGCAGCAGCAGGCUCAGCAGCCCAAGGACGUCAACCCCUACGGUUCUCAGCAGUCCCAGCAGCAGAUCGGCAUGGCCAUGAUUCCCGAGCAGAGCAUGGACUUCUCUAUGCUCAGCAUCGAUAACAGUGCCUACAACUUCCAGCCUCAGGUCUUUGUCGUCGACACCCCUGAUGUCCCUGCUCCCAUCGAUGCUGCCAUCCUCUCCGGAAAGUCGUCCAACUUUGUCGAGCCCUCGUUUGACUCGGAUGAGGAGAAGGUCGAGAUGCCCGUCAUUGAGCGACCCGUUGAGAAGACUCAGAUUACCGAGUCGACCGAGGUCGAUUCCGAGUUUGAGUCGGACCCUGAGUUCGCCCUCUUCCACUCUGAGCCUGCCACCUCCUCGGAACCCAAGGAGCUCGACACCGACUGCCUUUCUCACAUAGACCUCUUCGCCGGUAUCGAGUCUGAGAAGGCCCUCGCCCGAUUCGAGCUCGUUGAUGCUAGCGAAGAGGAGGCUACGGCCGCUAUGGCUAUGGCUCGCGUGCAACGCAUCAGCGCCAACGUCGACGCUGUCGUGUCAAGGUUAGAGCUUCUGACUAUGGAUCUGUAACGGAUCAACAUGUCAACUUGGUGUUACGGGUGUAGGAGUGGAGAUUCUCCUCCAGACGAGGACAAAAACUAGCGAACACAUUUCCUUUGUAAACUGUCGUGUGCAUAUCAACUACCUAGGGACUUGGGACGGAUUUGGCGUUAAGGGAAGAUCAAAGAAUGGGCUACCUGUGCAGGUGUUUCUGCAUAAUUUGCUUGGUACGGGCAGAUGAUGAGUGAUGACGCGAGGACGGUUGUGUAUACUUAGAUAGACUGGCCUGUCGCCGCUCGAUAAGAAUCGAAAUUUCUCCAAACAGAA